AUGCUGCAUUACAUUACACCGGUCGGUAGUAGAGACAGCGCUACUGUAUCGGCAUUGUAAUGGAAUUAGCAGGUGCCCUGUAAGCUAGCGUUAUUAGCAUCUGCGCUUUAUCUUUAUCUGGAGCUAUUAUACGGUUAAGGGCUAGCAUUGACCUGACAGGUAACGAUACAACGAUUACUAGUGAGCGGCUUGGCUGCUGGAGUUGUGUAAUUUGAUCAUAUUAUUUGCGUUAGAGGAUUCGCUUUGCUAGCAAGCUAAAUGUAGUCGUUGCUAUCAGUUUGUGAUGUUCCCCUGGUUCACCUUUGUGUGUCUGGUUGGAAUACUCGGCUUGUUUUUCUGGUCCCGCAAGCAACUAUCGAUAGUGUUUGCAGCCUGUUCGUGUCGUCCAGCCAUGGCACAACCGGAUGGUGCUGCUAAGAAGAAUCCCACUGUUGGGGACUUGCACUCUCACUUCCUUGUGGGAUCAAUAUCGGAGGAGAACUCAGAAGAUGAAAUCCAAGGGAAGGCAGACAUGCAGCUGGAGGAAAAGGAGAUUCGGUCGCUUUCACCAUCCUCCGGUAGCUCUGACAGCACCUUUGAAAUGGGUUUUGACCACAUGGAUGGCUCCAUGCUUAAUCUAAGACCAAGCAUGUCAGGGCUGCAUCUGGUAAAACAAGGAAGAGAUCGCAGGCGAAUUGAUCUUCAGAGGGACUUCACUGUUGCAUCUCCAGCUGAAUUUGUCACCCGCUUUGGUGGUAACAAGGUCAUUGAAAAGGUACUUAUUGCCAACAAUGGCAUUGCAGCAGUUAAAUGUAUGCGAUCCAUCCGUCGCUGGGCUUAUGAGAUGUUCCGCAAUGAAAGGGCUAUCCGGUUUGUUGUCAUGGUGACCCCAGAAGACCUGAAGGCCAAUGCAGAAUACAUAAAAAUGGCAGAUCAUUAUGUCCCUGUACCUGGAGGAACAAAUAACAAUAACUAUGCCAACGUUGAGCUCAUUCUGGAUAUUGCAAAACGCAUACCAGUUCAGGCAGUGUGGGCUGGAUGGGGUCAUGCUUCAGAAAACCCCAAACUCCCAGAGCUCCUUAACAAACAUGGCAUUGCUUUCAUGGGUCCUCCUAGUCAGGCUAUGUGGGCUCUAGGUGACAAGAUUGCCUCCUCAGUUGUGGCUCAGACAGCUGGUAUUCCAACUCUGCCCUGGAGCGGAACGGGCUUGACAGUUGAAUGGACAGAGAGCAACCAAAAAAAGAAAAUCAUCAAUGUUCCUCAUGAGUUAUAUGAGCUCGGCUGCAUCCACAACGUAGAGGAUGGCCUUAAAGCUGCAGAGAAGAUCGGCUAUCCAGUAAUGGUGAAGGCAUCAGAAGGUGGUGGAGGAAAAGGGAUCCGUAAAGUCAACUGUGCUGAUGACUUCCCUAACCUCUUCAGACAGGUCCAGGCAGAAGUUCCAGGAUCACCCAUCUUCAUCAUGCAGCUAGCCAAGCAUGCCCGCCACUUGGAGGUGCAGAUUUUGGCUGAUCAGAAUGGAAAUGCCAUUUCCCUGUUCGGCAGAGACUGUUCUGUGCAGCGACGUCACCAGAAAAUUAUAGAGGAAGCUCCUGCAACCAUUGCCACUUCUGAUGUGUUUGAGGAUAUGGAAAAGUGUGCUGUGAAGCUGGCCAAGAUGGUGGGCUAUGUCAGUGCAGGUACAGUAGAGUAUCUCUACAGCAUGGAUGGCAGCUUCUACUUCCUGGAGCUCAACCCACGUCUGCAGGUGGAGCACCCCUGUACUGAGAUGGUUGCUGAUGUCAACUUGCCUGCUGCUCAGCUGCAGAUUGCUAUGGGUAUUCCUCUUCAUCGGAUCAAAGACAUUAGGAUGCUUUAUGGAGUCCAUCCUUGGGGAGACUGUCCCAUUGACUUUGAGGGACUGUCAAAUACCCCCUCCCCAAGGGGACAUGUCAUUGCAGCACGCAUCACUAGUGAAAAUCCUGAUGAGGGUUUCAAGCCAAGCUCCGGAACGGUACAAGAGCUGAAUUUCCGCAGCAAUAAAAACGUAUGGGGCUACUUUAGUGUUGCAGCUGCAGGGGGGCUGCACGAGUUUGCUGACUCCCAGUUUGGUCACUGCUUUUCUUGGGGAGAGAAUCGUGAAGAGGCUAUCUCCAACAUGGUGGUUGCUCUGAAGGAGCUGUCUAUUAGAGGAGACUUCCGGACCACAGUGGAAUAUCUCAUUAAACUGCUGGAAACUGAAAGCUUUCAGCACAACAGCAUUGAUACAGGCUGGCUGGAUAGGCUCAUCGCAGAGAAGAUGCAGGCAGAGCGUCCGGACACUAUGCUGGGAAUUGUGAGUGGUGCUCUGCAUGUGGCUGAUGUAAAUCUGAGGAACAGUGUGUCCAACUUUCUGCAUUCUCUGGAAAGGGGCCAGGUGCUGCCAGCACAUACACUACUCAACACUGUUGAUGUGGAGCUGAUAUAUGAAGGUAACAAGUAUGUUCUGACAGUGACACGUCAGUCUCCCAACUCCUAUGUGGUCAUCAUGAACAACUCUUCGGCUGAGGUGGAUGUUCAUCGGCUAAGUGAUGGCGGCCUUUUGCUGUCAUAUGAUGGAAGCAGCUACACCACCUACAUGAAGGAAGAGGUGGACAGAUAUCGCAUCACAAUUGGGAACAAAACAUGUGUUUUUGAAAAGGAGAAUGAUCCCUCGAUGCUACGAUCUCCAUCGGCAGGAAAAAUCAUCCAGUACACAGUUGAGGAUGGCGGGCAUGUGUUUGCUGGCCAGUGCUACGCAGAAAUAGAGGUGAUGAAGAUGGUAAUGACCCUCACUGCUGCCGAGUCUGGUUGUAUUCACUAUGUGAAGAGGGCUGGAGCAGCAUUGGAGCCUGGCUGUGUCAUUGCCAAACUGCAACUGGACGACCCAAGCAGAGUUCAGCAGGCGGAGCUGCACACAGGGGCCCUGCCUUCUAUCCAGGCUGUAGCUCUGAGAGGGGAAAAGCUGCACAGAGUCUUCCACAGCACACUGGAUCAUCUUGUCCACAUAAUGAAUGGCUACUGCCUUCCUGAGCCUUUCUUUAGUGCUAAAUUGAAAGAGUGGGUGGAAAGGCUCAUGAAAACCAUGCGCGAUCCAUCUUUACCGCUGCUGGAGCUUCAGGACAUCAUGACAAGCGUGUCAGGUCGCAUCCCCCCUGCUGUAGAGAAGGCCAUCAAGAAGGAGAUGGCUCAGUAUGCCAGCAAUAUAACCUCUGUGCUCUGCCAGUUCCCCAGCCAGCAGAUUGCAAACAUCCUGGACAGCCAUGCUGCUACUCUUAACAAGAAGUCAGAGAGAGAAGUCUUCUUUAUGAACACACAAAGCAUUGUUCAGCUGGUGCAGAAAUAUCGCAGUGGCAUCCGAGGUCACAUGAAGGCUGUGGUGAUGGACUUGCUUAGGCAGUACCUGAAAGUAGAGAUCCAGUUCCAAAAUGGACAUUAUGACAAGUGUGUGUUUGCACUGCGUGAAGAAAACAAAGGUGACAUGGCCAAUGUCCUCAACUACAUCUUUUCACAUGCUCAAGUCACCAAGAAGAACCUGCUGGUUACCAUGCUGAUUGACCAGCUCUGUGGCCGUGAUCCCACUCUGACAGAUGAACUGAUGGCCAUCUUGACUGAACUCACACAGCUCAGCAAGACAACCAACGCCAAGGUGGCACUGCGUGCUCGGCAGGUGCUGAUAGCUUCCCACCUUCCCUCCUAUGAGUUACGACACAAUCAGGUGGAGUCCAUCUUCCUCUCUGCCAUUGAUAUGUAUGGUCACCAGUUCUGCAUUGAGAAUCUGCAGAAACUCAUCCUUUCGGAGACCUCCAUCUUUGAUGUUCUCCCCAACUUCUUCUACCACAGUAAUCAGGUUGUCAGGAUGGCUGCCCUCGAGGUGUAUGUUCGCAGAGCAUACAUUGCCUAUGAGCUCAACAGUGUGCAGCAUCGGCAGCUCAAGGACAACACAUGUGUAGUAGAGUUUCAAUUCAUGCUUCCUACCUCACAUCCCAACAGAGGGAACAUCCCCACUCUAAACAGGAAAAUGCCCACUCCAGUCCCGGACAAUGUAAAAGCCUUGGACACUAUAUUAGAGGAACCUAAACCCCAGGACGUUAAAACACAGGAUAGUGAAUCUAAGGAUAAUGCAGAGGAGAAAAAUACCACAGAUGUGGAAUCUGUGGACAGGAUGUCUUUCUCCUCCAACCUGAAUCACUACGGCAUGGUGCAUGUGGCUAACGUUAGUGACGUCCUGCUUGAUGCAUCUUUUACGCCACCUUGUCAGCGCAUGGGAGCAAUGGUCUCUUUCCGCUCCUUCCAGGAGUUUACACGGAACAUUACUGAUGUGCUGAGCUGCUUCUCUGACUCUCCUCCUCCAAGUCCAACUUUCCCAGAUGGAGGCAGUCCAGUGCUGUAUGGGGAGGAAGACAACAAGAGUGUCCCGGAUGAGGCUAUCCACAUCCUUAAUGUGGCUAUAAAGACUGACAGCGACAUUGAUGAUGAUGGCCUGGCAGCCAUGUUUCGGGAAUUCACUCAGUCAAAGAAAUCGCUGCUGUUUGAGCAUGGCAUCCGAAGGCUGACUUUUCUUGUUGCCCAGAAGGAUUUCAGGAAGCAGGUCAACUGUGAGGUGGACCAAAGGUUUCAUAGGGAAUUUCCAAAAUUCUUCACAUUCCGUGCUAGAGACAAGUUUGAGGAGGACAGGAUCUAUCGGCACUUGGAGCCAGCAUUAGCAUUCCAGCUGGAGCUGAACCGCAUGCGUAAUUUUGCCCUGACUGCCAUCCCAUGUGCUAAUCACAAGAUGCACCUGUACCUGGGUGCUGCCCGCGUGGAGGUGGGCACAGAAGUUACUGAUUACCGUUUUUUUGUCCGAGCCAUUAUCCGCCACUCUGAUCUCGUCACAAAGGAGGCUUCGUUUGAAUACCUUCACAAUGAAGCUGAGCGUCUGCUGCUGGAAGCCAUGGAUGAACUGGAGGUGGCUUUCAAUAACACAACUGUAAGAACUGACUGUAACCAUAUCUUCCUCAACUUCGUCCCCACAGUCAUCAUGGACCCAUCAAAGAUUGAGGAGUCUGUGCGCUCCAUGGUGAUGCGCUACGGCAGCCGCCUGUGGAAGCUGCGUGUCCUGCAAGCUGAAUUGAAAAUUAACAUCCGACUGACUCCAACAGGAAAGCAAAUUCCCAUCCGCCUUUUCCUUACUAAUGAAUCAGGCUACUACCUGGAUAUCAGCCUGUACAAAGAGGUCACUGACGCCCGAACGGGACAGGUGGGGCCCAAAGAUCGACAGAUAAUGUUCCAGGCAUAUGGAGAUAAGCAAGGCCCCUUGCACGGUAUGCUCAUCAAUACACCCUAUGUCACCAAGGACCUGCUGCAGUCCAAGCGCUUCCAGGCACAGUCUCUGGGCACAACCUAUGUCUAUGACUUUCCAGAAAUGUUUAGACAGGCUCUGAAAAAGCUCUGGCACUCCAGUCAGGCACAUGCCCAUUUACCCAAAUGCCCUCUUCCAUCUGAGCUGCUCACCUUUACUGAGCUGGUUCUGGAUGCUCAGGAUCAACUAGUGCAGAUGAACCGACUACCAGGGGGCAAUGAGAUUGGGAUGGUAGCAUGGCGAAUUACUCUGCGAACUCCAGAGUUUCCAGCAGGACGUGAGAUCAUAGUCAUAAGCAAUGAUAUCACACACAAAAUAGGCUCAUUUGGACCACAGGAAGACAUGCUGUUCCUGCGAGCUUCAGAGAUGGCUCGAGAGAGCGGCAUCCCUCGCAUCUACAUUGCUGCCAACAGCGGAGCACGCAUUGGUCUGGCAGAGGAAAUCAGGCACAUGUUCCACGUGGCCUGGCAAGAUCCAGCUGAUCCUUACAAGGGUUUCAAGUAUCUCUAUCUCACACCUCAGGAUUACAAGAAGGUCUCAGCUCUAAACUCCGUACAUUGUGAACAUAUAGAGGAUGAGGGAGAAUCCAGGUACAAGAUUACAGACAUUAUUGGAAAAGAUGAAGGGCUGGGUGUGGAGAAUCUGAGAGGAUCUGGAAUGAUUGCUGGAGAAUCUUCUCUAGCUUAUGAGGAGAUCAUCACCAUGAAUCUGGUAACAUGUCGAGCAAUAGGUAUUGGGGCCUAUUUGGUGAGACUUGGACAGCGAACCAUCCAAGUGGACAACUCUCACAUCAUCCUCACUGGCGCUGGGGCCCUCAACAAGGUGCUGGGCAGAGAAGUGUAUACGUCAAACAACCAGCUUGGUGGAGUUCAGAUCAUGCACAACAACGGUGUGACACACUGUACUGUUUGUGAUGAUUUUGAGGGAGUCUUUACUUUGUUGCAGUGGCUCUCCUACAUGCCCAAGUGUAAAUCUAGUCCUGUGCCCAUUGUCCAUGCCAAGGAUCCCAUAGAUCGGCUAGUGGAGUUUGUUCCUACCAAGGCUCCUUAUGACCCUCGCUGGAUGCUGGCAGGGCGUCCCAGCCAGACUCCAAAGGGUUCCUGGCAGAGUGGUUUCUUCGACCAUGGCUCUUUCAUGGAGAUGAUGCAACCAUGGGCUCAGAGUGUGGUGGUAGGCCGAGCCAGGCUUGGUGGGAUACCUACUGGAGUGGUUGCUGUGGAAACCAGGUCAGUGGAGCUGUCAAUCCCAGCUGACCCAGCUAAUUUGGACUCUGAGGCGAAGAUCAUCCAGCAGGCGGGACAGGUGUGGUUCCCUGAUUCUGCUUUCAAAACAGCCCAGGCCAUUAAGGACCUAAACCGAGAGGGCUUACCUCUCUUAGUAUUUGCCAACUGGAGGGGCUUUUCUGGAGGAAUGAAAGAUAUGUAUGACCAAGUAUUGAAGUUUGGAGCCUACAUUGUGGAUGGGCUGAGGGAGUACCAGCAACCGGUCCUGGUUUAUAUUCCCCCACAAGCUGAACUGAGAGGAGGUUCAUGGGUGGUCAUAGAUCCUACCAUCAACCCCCGCCACAUGGAGAUGUACGCUGACAAGGACAGCCGAGGUGGUGUGUUGGAGCCUGAGGGAACAGUGGAGAUCAAGUUUAGGAGAAAGGACCUUGUGAAGACCAUGAGAAGAGUAGAUCCGAUCUACAUGGGCUUGGCUGAAAAAUUAGGAACACCAGAGCUGAGUCCCCCUGACCGAAAAGAGCUGGAGACCAAGCUUAAGGAGCGUGAGGAGUUUUUACUGCCUAUCUACCAUCAGGUGGCUGUGCAGUUUGCAGAUCUCCAUGACACUCCAGGUCGCAUGCAAGAGAAGGGCGUCAUCACGGAUAUCCUGGAAUGGCAAACCUCCCGUCAGUUCUUCUACUGGCGUCUGCGACGUCUGCUGCUGGAGGACACAGUAAAGAGGAAGAUUCAAGCAGCAAACAGUGAGCUGACAGACGGCCAGAUCCAAGCAAUGCUCCGCCGCUGGUUUGUUGAGGCCGAGGGGGCUGUUAAGGCAUACCUAUGGGAUAACAAUGAAGAUGUAGUUGUUUGGCUGGAGAAGCAACUAGCUGAAGAAGAGGGCGCCAGAUCCGUCAUUGAUGAGAACAUAAAGUACAUCCGCCGAGAUCACCUCCUCAAGCAGAUUCGCAGCCUUGUUCAAGCGAACCCAGAGGUUGCUAUGGACUCUAUAGUGCACAUGACCCAGCACAUCUCACCAACACAGCGAGCUGAGGUGGUGCGUAUCUUGUCCACUAUGGAGACGCCAGCCUCCUCCUAAAGGAAGCCUGGUUUCUGCUGACCCCAUGGCAGCACAGCUCAGGCAACAAACAGAGCCAAAGGAGCCUGGCUCAGCCAGCUAUGCUCCUUUCUGGGACCUGGUCUUCAAACAGAGACUGGAGGAGCCAACCCGAUGGCCCUUGGUAUUUGCCAGGUUACUGAUGAAUCGUUGGCAAUGAUUCUUACUAAGCAAGUUAGGUUAUUGUAAUUAGUUAUAACCUUUUCUAACUUGCUUUACAUGUGUGCUAUUGCUUUCCCAAAUCCAUCUAUUUUGUUUUAAAGUGCUUUUUUCUGUUUGUAAAAAUAAUCUAGUAACUAAUAUUUAAUAUUUUGGAGUUUACAUUGUUGCUUAAAAGGAUGUUCAUUUUUUUUCACAACAAUCACUGGUUUCCAUCCUUUUGAACUGGAAAUUUGUACAAUAAUGUAUUAAGAAUACUAAAGGUCCUGAUAAAACGCACCUUGGUUUGUGACAUAUGCUUGUAAAGAUUUACAAGUGUUUUGAAGACCAACUCAACAAUGACAACACAUUGCUCUGUGGCGUUUAGCCAGAAAGGGGGUUUUAUUUCCUAAGAAGCACUUAGUUACUGAACAAAGAAGGGGAACGCUACAACAGAUUUGGACAGGGAAGCUCGGCAGGGAGCCGGGACAAGGUCCCUUUUAGACCCCGACUGUUUCACAGUCACCCUGCAGUGAGCAGUGGGCAGCUCACCUCACAACAAAACCACAGCUGUCCCUUCUGUUCGCACCCACACAUGCUGCUUUAAAGACACUUUAGUGCUUACUGUUCCCUCACAUUGCACCUAGAGUCAAACCUGAACAGUUUUUGCUGCUGCAGCUGGUUUACUAACAUGUAUACGCACAAAGUGACAUGAACAGUAAUGCACACAGCGCGGAAAAGAAUUUAGAUAAGAAUUGAUAUUUGUAUACACACUGAGGAAUAUAAGUCUAAUUUAGAAAGAUUGGGUCAUUUUUGAUAGUUAUUGUGUUGUUUCUAGAAGCAGCAUGAUGGCUUUAGAUACCUAACCAAAGAAAGAUUAAUUUAAUACAGUUAGCCCAAUCAGUAAAUAUCUGUUUUGAAAUAUUAAAGGCUACUGUUCACUUGACUUACAUGGUACAUGUCAGAUAUGGUGUCUCGUCUUAACUGUGUUCCACAGAAGUGUUUCUAUUUAAAGUUUGUCAUGAAUAUGAAUUGUUAGUUUUUGUUGAUAUUAAUUCUUGAAAACACUGUUUUAGUCAUGUUACUUGUCUACUUGAGUUUGUUACUAAAGCAAACUAUGGAAACUGUUUCAUUAAGUGAAGAGUACAUGUUUGCACAAACUGCACCAUACUGCUGAAUCCUUUUAGAUGAUUGUGUUAUUUGCUUUGUUGACAUCCCAGUGGCUUCAUGGUCAGCACUGUGCCUUUAACGUGCCCAUACUGACAUGCUGACCAGUUGCUUUAUGAAUCUUUGGUUGUUCUUGUACAAACAUGAGGAAGUGAUGAACUCUAAAUGUGUGUGCAGAUUUAAUAAAGCUUACAAACUUGG
Molecule: messenger RNA, 9136 nt
Organism: Melanotaenia boesemani (Boeseman's rainbowfish)
Lineage: Eukaryota; Metazoa; Chordata; Actinopteri; Atheriniformes; Melanotaeniidae
Gene: acaca
Product: acetyl-CoA carboxylase alpha
Exons: 55
Coding region: 284-7612 (2442 amino acids)
Biological process (GO): fatty acid biosynthetic process
Molecular function (GO): acetyl-CoA carboxylase activity; metal ion binding; ATP binding
Source: RefSeq, a predicted model, not a curated record